AUGAUAACCAGGACGACGGUACUAGGACUACUGCUGCUGCUGUUGAUCGUUGGACCAGAGCGAUCAACGUGCAUGUUCCGUGCAAUGGCGCGAUCAGCGAAGGGCAACGGCGAGACCGCUUUACGAAUGCUACACCAAAUGAUGAUGCCGACCAAACAACCUCCGCAAAUAAUUGAGACGGAUUUUGGGCGUGCUAUCAGCAGCAGCAACAGCGUCAAUACAAAACCAACAAGACCCUGA
Molecule: messenger RNA, 240 nt
Organism: Gongylonema pulchrum
Lineage: Eukaryota; Metazoa; Nematoda; Chromadorea; Rhabditida; Gongylonematidae
Source: the annotation of a GenBank genome assembly